This is a messenger RNA of Thermochaetoides thermophila DSM 1495, 720 nucleotides long. Its product is annotated as 40S ribosomal protein eS6. The transcript has 6 exons. Bases 1 to 720 code for a protein of 239 amino acids. Gene Ontology annotation, cellular component: ribosome. NCBI's taxonomy places the organism in Eukaryota, Fungi, Ascomycota, Sordariomycetes, Sordariales, Chaetomiaceae. The record is from RefSeq and is a predicted model, not a curated record. Gene Ontology annotation, biological process: translation. Gene Ontology annotation, molecular function: structural constituent of ribosome.
AUGAAGCUGAACAUUUCGCACCCCGCGAACGGCUCGCAGAAGCUGAUUGAGGUUGAGGAUGAGCGGAAGCUGAGGCACUUCUACGACAAGCGCAUGGGCGCUGAGGUGGCCGGUGACCCGCUUGGCCCCGAGUGGAAGGGCUACAUCCUCCGCAUUACUGGCGGCAACGACAAGCAAGGUUUUCCGAUGAAGCAGGGUGUCAUUGCCCCCAACCGUGUGCGCCUCCUCCUCUCCGAGGGCCACUCCUGCUACCGCCCUCGCCGUGACGGUGAGCGGAAGCGCAAGUCCGUCCGUGGCUGCAUUGUCGGCCCCGAUCUCUCGGUUCUUGCCCUCUCGAUUGUCAAGCAGGGCGAGCAGGACAUCCCCGGCCUGACCGACGUUGUCCACCCCAAGCGCCUCGGCCCUAAGCGUGCAACCAAGAUUCGCCGCUUCUUCAGCCUCAGCAAGGAUGACGAUGUCCGCAAGUACGUCAUCCGCCGCGAGGUCCAGCCUAAGGGCGAAGGCAAGAAGCCUUACACCAAGGCUCCUCGUAUCCAGCGUCUGGUCACUCCCCAGCGCCUGCAGCACAAGCGCCACCGCAUUGCGCUCAAGCGUCGCCAGCAGGAGAAGGUCAAGGAGGAGGCGGCCGAGUACGCCCAGAUCCUGGCCAAGCGUGUUGCUGAGGCCAAGGCCCAGAAGGCCGAUCUCCGCAAGCGGAGGGCCAGCUCUCUCCACAAGUAA